Molecule: messenger RNA, 2872 nt
Organism: Artibeus jamaicensis (Jamaican fruit-eating bat)
Lineage: Eukaryota; Metazoa; Chordata; Mammalia; Chiroptera; Phyllostomidae
Gene: PKP1
Product: plakophilin 1
Exons: 16
Coding region: 518-2698 (726 amino acids)
Biological process (GO): cell-cell adhesion; cell-cell junction assembly; intermediate filament bundle assembly
Cellular component (GO): nucleus; cytoplasm; plasma membrane
Molecular function (GO): cadherin binding
Source: RefSeq, a predicted model, not a curated record
UUGAUUGUGGCCUCGUCCGAACACGCACAGUGUUCGCACGCUCUCUGAAGUGUGGGCUGGGCGAGGGAUUUGUUUCUGUCUCUAGUUUUUUUGUUUUUGUUUUCCCCCAGGCCGGCCUCUGCCCGCUGUUCCCGCGGUCCCUCCCACCUCUGGGCCGCCGUGGGUACGUUCCUAGCUGCCACGCUGUCCCUUUUUCCCCGGGCUUGCGGUAAUGUGGCAGUGUGUCCGCACCCUCCGAGAGCUCGGGGCCAAAGCAGGCUGGAGGCUGCCCUCAGCAGCAGGGACUGUCCCCAGGAGACGGAGGACUCCCUUCAGGCAGGGCCUGUACUGCUGCUGCCAGACCGGAAGCCCCCACCUGCGGGACUCUCCACGACCUGGGGACAGAGGGGGACGGACGUGUGGCUGUCCCGGUUCCUCAGAAAGACUCUUUCUUCCUGGAGAGAAGCCUCCCUGGGUUCCCAGCUGAGAACAUAGUUUUUUCCCUGAGCAGAGGCCGGGCCGCGCCUCCGCCGCCGCCAUGAACCACUCGCCGCUCAAGACCGCCCUGGCCUACGAAUGCUUCCAGAACCAGGACCACUCGACGCUGGCGCUGCCCUCGGACCAGAAGAUGAAGAUGGGCACGUCGGGCAGCCAGCGCGUACAGCAGCAGGUGAUGAUGACGGCCAAGCGGCAAAAGUCCAAGUCGUCGCAGUCGUCCACCCUGAGCCACUCCAACCGAGGCUCCAUGUACGACGGCCUGGCUGACGGCUACAACAACUACAACAACUACGGGACCGCGCGGAGCAGCUACUACUCCAAGCUGCAGACGGGGAACGGCUCGUGGGGCUACCCGAUCUACAAUGGGACCCUCAAGCGGGAAGCGGACAACCGGCGCUUCAGCUCCUACAGCCAGAUGGAGAACUGGGGCCGCCACCACCCGCGGAGCAGCUGCCACGCGGGCAGCGACAUCUGCUUCAUGCAGAAGAUCAAGGCCAGCCGCAGCGAGCCCGACCUCUGCUGCGACCCGAGGGGCACCCUGCGCAAGGGCACGCUGGGUGGCAAGGGCCACAAGACCGCCCAGAGCCGCUACAGCUUCUACAGCACCUGCAGCGGGCAGAAGGCCACCAAGAAGUGCCCGGGGCGCCCGCCCUCCUGCAUCUCCAAGCAGGAACCGGUGUGCAUCCCGCCCACCUCCUGCAACAAGGACAUGUCCUUCAGCCACUCCAGGGCCAGCUCCAAGAUCUGCAGCGAGGACAUCGAGUGCAGCGGGCUGACCAUCCCCAAGGCCGUGCAGUACCUGAGCUCCCAGGACGAGAAGUACCAGACCAUUGGGGCCUAUUUCAUCCAGCACACCUGCUUCCAGGAUGAGUCGGCCAAGCAGCAGGUCUAUCAGCUGGGCGGCAUCAGCAAGCUGGUGGACCUCCUGCGCAGCCCCAACCAGAACGUGCAGCAGGCGGCAGCCGGUGCCCUGCGCAACCUGGUGUUCCGGAGCAGCACCAACAAGCUGGAGACCCGGAGGCAGGGGGGCAUCCGGGAGGCCGUCAGCCUCCUGCGGAGGACGGGGAGCACCGAGAUCCAGAAGCAGCUGACCGGGCUGCUCUGGAACCUGUCUUCCACGGACGAGCUGAAGGAGGAGCUCAUCUCCGACGCCCUGCCCGUCCUGGCCGACCGCGUCAUCAUCCCCUUCUCCGGCUGGUGUGACGGCAACAGCAACGUGUCCCGGGAAGUGGUGGACCCUGAGGUCUUCUUCAACGCCACCGGCUGCCUGAGGAACCUGAGCUCCGCCGACCCCGGCCGCCAGACCAUGCGGAACUACUCAGGGCUCAUUGACUCCCUCUUGACCUACGUGCAGAACUGCGUGGCGGCCAGCCGCUGUGACGACAAGUCCGUGGAGAACUGCAUGUGUGUGCUGCACAACCUGUCCUACCGCCUGGACGCCGAGGUGCCCACCCGCUACCGGCAGCUGGAGUACAGCCACCGCAACACACACACGGACAAGUCCUCCACCGGCUGCUUCAGCAACAGGAGUGACAAGAUGAUGAACAACAACUAUGACUGCCCCCUCCCCGAGGAAGAGACCAACCCCAAGGGGAGCGGCUGGCUGUACCACUCGGACGCCAUCCGCACCUACCUGAACCUCAUGGGCAAGAGCAAGAAGGAUGCCACACUGGAGGCCUGCGCGGGGGCCCUGCAGAACCUGACAGCCAGCAAGGGGCUGAUGUCCAGCGGCAUGAGCCAGCUGAUCGGGCUGAAGGAGAAGGGGCUGCCGCAGAUCGCCCGCCUGCUGCAGUCGGGCAACUCCGACGUGGUGCGCUCCGGGGCCUCCCUGCUGAGCAACAUGUCUCGUCACCAGCCGCUGCACAGCCUGAUGGGGAACCAGGUGCUCCCGGAAGUGGCCCGGCUCCUCGCCAGCCAUUCCGGCAACACCAGCAACUCGGAGGACAUCCUGACCUCGGCCUGCUACACCGUCCGGAACCUGAUGGCCUCGCAGCCGCAGAUGGCCAAGCGGUUCUUCUCCAGCAGCGUGAUCAACAACGUCGUCAACCUGUGUCGCAGCAGCACCUCGUCCAAGGCCGCAGAAGCCGCCCGGCUCCUCCUGUCCGACAUGUGGUCCAUCAAGGACAUUCAAAACAUCCUCAGACAGCAAGGGUUCGAUCGGAACAUGCUGGGGACCUUAGGCGGGGCCAACAGCCUCCGGAACUUCACCUCCCGCUUCUAAGAGAGGGCUGCCUGAACAGGAUCAGCUUGCAGACGCCUCACGACCCCAAGGAGGGGCCUCAGGCCUGGCCGGAGGGUGGCUCUGGCCACCUGGGCAGUAUUUGGACACGUUCAAAACAACCGGAACAAACCUGGAAGCUGCCGAAGAUGAAACUAUUUUUAGAUUCUUUUUUUU